Molecule: messenger RNA, 1590 nt
Organism: Candidozyma haemuli
Lineage: Eukaryota; Fungi; Ascomycota; Pichiomycetes; Serinales; Metschnikowiaceae
Exons: 2
Coding region: 1-1590 (529 amino acids)
Cellular component (GO): U2AF complex; commitment complex; nuclear speck
Molecular function (GO): poly-pyrimidine tract binding; pre-mRNA 3'-splice site binding
Source: RefSeq, a predicted model, not a curated record
AUGCUGAAGUACAGAGACAGCUACAGAACUGGUGAUUACUCCAGCUACGUCUCUGGAAGGGAACGAGAUAACCGAGGGAGAGGAUUCCGUGAACGUGAGAGAGAUCCGAGAGAUAGAGACCCCAGAGAGCGUGAUGGCCCCAGAGAUGGAUAUAAUGACAGAGGCAAUAGAGGCCGCUUUGACCGUGAUAAUGGACUGGAUCCUCGUGACAGACGAAAUAACUUCCGCUCUUAUGAUAAUAGGUACGACAAUAGGCCUCGUGGUCGCAAUGACGGAAAUGGUUAUAGAAACCAAGGUGGUCGCUACCGUGAAGCAGAGAAGGACUACGACCCAGAUGCUGGUCUCAGCAAGGAAGCAAAGAUGCAAAAAUAUGAGAAGAAGUUGGCAUCACUAACGGAAUACCCAACGAUAGAGAAGUUCCCUCUUAUAGGGUCUGGAUGGGGAGUGAAGCCUAAGGGCCUUGAGAAUGUAACGGCUCAACGUGCAAAGCUUUCUGGGUUAUUUCCUCUUCCGGGAGCCCCCAGGACAGCUGAGGAUGCAAAAAUAGGAGAUCUCAUAAAAGAUGGGUCUUCCGAGUCUGGUGUAUUGAUGGCCACUUCCAAGAUUGACCCACUCGAUUCCCGGAACUCUUGUAUUAUACUUGUGAGGGACUUGGAUUUCUCAAAGGUCGCCUACUUAAAGGUUGCGGACAUCUUUGAUAAGUUUUUAAGAUCAGUGGAUUUGGAAGGUACCUCACUUAAUAUGAACUACGAAAAGGCCAGGAAAACCAAGGACGAGUCGACGAUGAUCAUCGAAUUCAAAACUAGUGUCGCUGCAACGCUAGCACUUGCACUUAAUGGGAAAGAAAUUCCACUUGCUUCCGUUGCUCAAGAUGGAGCUCACUCGGUGUCUGGCAAUUUGAAGCUCGUGCUUUCUCGUCCUGGCGAAUAUGUCGUCCAAUGUCUUCCGCCAUACAAAUCUGGAGACGAUGAGUUGAAGGACGAAGUGAUAGAUAGCCCGAGAAAGUUGACUUUGCAGAUUGACAAAGCCACUACAGAAUCACAACUACAAGAUGCAUUGACUUCUAUUUCCCCCCUUCGAGCGUUCAAACUAUUACGUGAAGUGGGCACGAAAGAUUCCGUUGGACUUGCAUUUGCCGAAUUUUAUGUCGAUCCAAAGAAGCAUUCAAAAACGAGCGACGCUAUUAAAGUGGUAUCCCAACAUGCUAAAAGUGCUCGUGAGCUUUCGAUGAUAAAAAGCGUCGAGUUUUCAUGCAUUGAAGUCUCUGAAGCAGGCGAGAUCAAAACAAGCAUCCAGGACUGUCCUAUUGACCUCAAGACUUUGCGGGCCUUGGUGCGUAACGAAUACGUCCAGUACCAUGCGAAGCUGAGGGUGGUCCAACUCAUAAAUGCUGUCACUCCAAAUGACCUCGCCGAUGACGUGAAUUUCAGAUUUAUUCACCACGAUAUCAAAGAAGAAGCUGAAACUUUCGGAAAGGUCGUAUCUCUCCGUAUACCAAGACCACCUCACGAUUAUACUCCUGGAAUGCAGCUGCAUGUCAACCAACCAGGCCUUGGUAAGGUCUAUAUCGAGUCGCUCAUACAACGAUAG